Bipolaris victoriae FI3 is the source of this 2268-nucleotide messenger RNA. RefSeq lists its product as hypothetical. The transcript has 2 exons. Lineage: Eukaryota; Fungi; Ascomycota; Dothideomycetes; Pleosporales; Pleosporaceae. The record is from RefSeq and is a predicted model, not a curated record. The coding region runs from base 1 to 2268 and encodes 755 amino acids.
AUGGAUGUUGAAUCGCUUCCUGCUUCUAGCGACGACCAAGUCAGCUAUCCUAGUCAAAUUCGUCAGUGGAUAGAUGUAUGCAACUCAUCACAUGGCGAUAUCUGCGUCCCCAAACCGAUAUCACAACAACCCCCAGACGACGUGCCUCAAUGGCUCAUCGAUACCCAUGACCAGUGCAUUGUGCCCGGAGUCUCCGCGAAUCAUUACUUGGCCUUAAGCUAUACCUGGCCAGAAACCCGCGAUUCCUCUACACCAGCACCACGCAGUUUACUCCUUGACGCCGCGAGCGUAGCAGACCUCCAAACGCCUGGAUGCUUUUCCAGCUCCGCUAUCUCAGAGCUCCUACCGGGAGUGAUCAGACACGCUAUGAGCGUAACAGCUGCAUUAGGCGAACGAUAUCUCUGGGUCGACCGACUUUGCAUUGUGCAAAACGAUGCAGGAACACUCGAUCAAGUCACAAGGAUGGAUAAGAUAUAUGCAGGAGCGUAUCUCACCAUCAUUGCUGCAGCACCGGAUGCCAUGUACCAAAGCAAUCAAUUAUCAGAAUGGCCUCGCUUUAACAUCUUGUUCAAACAAUCAAAUUCUUCUGGCCUCAGCGAAGAUCAAGUCGUCCGUGCUAUGGACUAUCGGUAUCAGACUUUGAGAGCAUCUCGGUGGGCGACAAGAGGAUGGACAUUCCAGGAGCAGAUACUUUGUAAAAGGGCCGUUAUAUUUACCGAGAAAGGAAUCUUUUGGGAUUGCCAGUGUUGCAUGUGGGACGGCGCGGAUCUCAAGCCAGGUCAGGACUACGAAACCAUCUCAGUCUCCACGGACAUGGGCAAGCGAUUUACGACCCGAUGGUGGCCCGAUUUCAGCUUCUACGUCGAUCUGAUCUGUCCGUACAACGGCCGAGAGUUCUCUUAUCCCCAAGAUGCACUAUUAGGCUUUUCGGGUAUCUUGAGCGCCUUGUCGCGAUCGUUUCCUGGAAAAUUUAUAUCGGGUGUACCGAACAUAUUUCUUGACCAUGUUCUGCUAUGGCAGCCAUUUGAGACUGCAGAUCGGCGCGUAGAUCGAGGCAAUUCAUCAAGCACAUUCGGAGGCGUGUCCAGCCUUCCAUCGUGGGCAUGGUGCGGAUGGCAGUGUUUCGUGGAUCCAAUGAGUCUUCGCUCUGGCCUAGCCUACAUAAACGAAGACCAAAUGCGAAAUCGAGCCCGCAGCUGGCAAACACAAAACUUGAUAGAGUGGCGUGCGUCUAACGAUCUAGUACAGUCGGAACUGAUGUCGGAUCCGCCCAUUUUUGAUGGUCAUGUCAAGCUCGCAGGUUCAUCUGACGCACUUCCAGAAGAGUGGGAAUCCCACUACGAACUCGGCACGGAAGCUCCGAGUUAUAGCCAUGCAACAGAUCGAAAGCUACUCUUCAGACACCCCAUACCACUAUCACUCGAUGCCUCACGGCAACCCGAACUCUGCACAACAUCCUACCUAACCUUCGAAACCACCUCCGCCAUGUUCCUCCCCGCCACCAUCCUACGACCUCUCAAGUCCCAAGAGAUGGUUAGCUGGGGCGACGUCAAGGUCUCCGUCUUCGAAGACCGCAUGUUCGCCCUCGGUCCCCGCGAUAACAAAGUCCCUCCCGUCAUCGUUCUCAAACAGCCAAACGGCAUGUUCGCCGGCCUCAUCCGCCACAUGAACAAUGAUCGCAUGAACCCCAAUCUCCCCGUCGAACUCGUCGCCAUAUCAACCGGCAGCGCCAACGCGCUGGACCUCGAAUUUUCAUUUGAAUGGAACGUCUUCGCCGACCUAGAAAGCUAUUACACAUAUGGAAAUGUCUGUAAAAUCAUACCCUUUGCCUCGCCGCCCCUCACCGCGCAGCAGAAACGUGCGCUGCUAUUCGAUACGUCAAUGGCAUUUGGUGAGGAAGCAGCAAAGGAUGAUAGUAACAGUGCUCUCGCCCUGGAACUCAGUGCUAUAGAAAAUGAAAUCAACGACCAGGUAUAUUUGGAAAUGGAAAGGCAUGAGGAGAGGCUGGCAAAGCUUAAUGCGACGCAAGAGUAUCGGACGCGGUAUGAGCAGAAGAUUUGGUUCAAUGUUCGGAAGAAGGUGCUUGGAGAGCGGAAGCAGAAGAAGAAUAUGGGAGAGGAGGGUCCCGGUGGUGCGGUGUGUCAGUUCUAUAAUGUUCUUUGGAUUCAGCGCAAGGAGGGGGUCGCGUAUAGAGUCGCGUGUGGUUGGGUGCCGAAGUAUGUUUGGGAGGCGCAUGCUAAGGGGCCUGUGAAGGUUGUGUUGGGUUGA